Cyclopterus lumpus (lumpfish) is the source of this 4191-nucleotide messenger RNA. It is a transcript of the gene dcaf8, whose product is annotated as DDB1 and CUL4 associated factor 8. Gene Ontology annotation, molecular function: protein binding. Lineage: Eukaryota; Metazoa; Chordata; Actinopteri; Perciformes; Cyclopteridae. The transcript is spliced from 13 exons. The record is from RefSeq and is a predicted model, not a curated record. Gene Ontology annotation, cellular component: Cul4-RING E3 ubiquitin ligase complex; cytoplasm. Bases 579 to 2423 code for a protein of 614 amino acids.
GAAGCGAGCACGACACCGGAAAUGGAGCCCCAAAAAAAUAAACUGAACCGUCAAAACAUAAACAGAGCAGUCAACCUAGUGUGAACGCAGUUAGCUUCCUUUACUGACUGUCUUUUACAACAACAACAAACAAGCUGUAAGCACGCAUUCCUAAUGUCGUGUAUCUGCGGCCAAAGAACUCCGAGCCGAGGCAUCCAAGUUAGCUCAAUUGCAAAGUAGACAGGUGGAGAAAAUAAAUCUGCAAUAAAGAUCAGGACUAAACUAAGAAGCACGCCUCGUCGGGCCUUCGAGUAGAGGUAACGCGAGCUAUGCUAGUUAGCCACGGCAAGCGACGCUAGCUGCUUGUUCGCGGUGUUGACCGUCUGUUCGGUUGUUGAGCAAAACAUAUUCGGCUUCAAUGUCGGUUCGCCUUCCGCUGGCUGGCUAGCGUGUGCUCACGGUGACAACAGCGUCGGGCAGUCGAGCACCGCAGAGGACGCGCUCAAGCCUCACAAAGCAAAACACGGCAUUAGUCGGGCCUGUGAGAGCGCGACCGGGCGAGUUCUCCCCUCAGGUCGACGGAGGACAAAGGAGACAUCAUGUCUGAGGCCGACGAGAAAUCCACUGCGCUCAACGGUGGCUCUGAAGAAAAAGAGCCAGAAGAAGAUCAACACAAGGAGACAGAUGCCUCUGGAAGCAAAGAGGGACCAACACAGUCUUCUUCUCAAGAUGCUCCCAAAGACACAGGAGAGGCAUCUGGAGACAAGUCAAUGCCAGACGUGGAUGGAGAGAUGGGUCGAAACCGAGAGGGAGAGGAGGAGGAAGAAGACACAGACAGCAUGGAUGGCAGCGGUCAUUACUCCUUGACUGAGGAUGGCGAAAGAGAGAGCGAGGGAGGCAGACAGGAGAGAGCAAAGGUUAAAGAUGGUGGGAAAAGGGCUGCUAGAAAGAGGAACAGACCUGGCGGCGGCACCAAUCACUCCACCAGCUCGGAUGAGGAUGAAGACGAGGAAGAAGAAGAACAGAAAGAUGACGAUGAUGACGACGAUGAUGAUGAGGCGAUGGAGGCCUGGCUGGGAGCAGAGCUCUGUGACCUGCGUGGCUCCACGUGGCAGGCGAUACCGUCACUGCGCUCCAGGGAGCUCGGCAGGGACUCGCACCAGUUUGUGAGGCGUGUGUGUGGAUCCCGUGGCCUCGUGCAGAGGCUGGAGCUCCAGGGCCGGCUCGAAAGGCACACGGGCUGCGUCAACACGUUGCACUUCAACCCCUCGGGCACACGCCUGGCUUCAGGCAGCGAUGACCUGCGAGUGGUGAUCUGGGACUGGGCUGUCCGCCGUGCUGAGCUGGAGUUUGACAGUGGCCACAAGAGCAAUGUCUUUCAGGCAAAGUUCCUGCCUCACAGUGGAGACUCCACACUGGCCAUGUGUGCUCGAGAUGGUCAGAUCAGAGUGGCUGAGCUGUCGGCCACACAGCGCUGCAAGAACACCAAACGGGUCGCACAGCACAAAGGGGCGGCACACAAGCUUGCCCUCGAGCCAGAUUCCCCCUGCUCCUUUCUGUCCGCUGGAGAGGAUGCUGUGGUGUUUGGUAUUGACCUGCGUCUGGACCGUCCGGCCAAUAAACUGGUGGUUGUAAAGGAAGGUGAUAAAAAAGUGGGCCUGUACACCAUCUUUGUCAACCCAGCAAAGACACAACACUUUGCUGUGGGCGGAAGAGAUCAGUAUGUGAGGAUCUAUGACCAGAGGAAGAUCAAUGAGAACGAUAACAAUGGUGUGCUGAAAAAGUUUUGUCCUUCACAUCUGGUAUCCAGCGAGUCCAAAACCAACAUAACCUGCCUUGUGUACAGUCACGAUGGCACAGAGCUCCUGGUCAGUUACAAUGAUGAGGACAUCUACCUGUUUGACUCCAACCACAGUGAUGGGGCAGACUAUCGCAGGAGAUACAAGGGACACCGCAAUAAUGCAACAGUGAAGGGGGUGAACUUCUAUGGGCCGUGCAGUGAGUUUGUGGUCAGUGGAAGUGACUGCGGACACAUCUAUCUGUGGGACAAGUACUCUGCUCGCAUCGUCCAAUUCAUGGAGGGAGACAGGGGAGGAGUGGUGAACUGUUUGGAGCCACAUCCCCAUCUUCCAGGUCUGGCCACCAGUGGGCUGGACCACGACAUCAAACUGUGGGCCCCCACAGCUGAAAGCCCCACAGGACUCAAGGGUCUAAAAGAGGUGAUGAAGAAAAACAAGCGGGAGCGCGAUGAAGACAGUGUGCGCCAUGGAGACCAGUACGACACCCAGCUGCUGUGGUUCCUGAUGAGACACAUGAGGAACAGACGGCCUCAGAGGGCCCGCCGAGAGGGUGCAGACACAGACACAGACGAGUCCUGGAGCUCUCCAGAUUCCUCUGAUGAAGAGGAAGGAGGUCCAGACCACGUUCAGUGCAUGUCCUCCUGAGCAACACGCAUACAUACAUGCAUACACUUUAUUGCCCUUGAAUUGAUGCACAUAUGCACUAUUGACACACUGGCAAACUCAAACACUGACGAGCCACAGACUUGUUUUCUUUUUUUCUUUUUACACGCAUACAAACUCACACAUAAUUACACACACUUUUGAAGCAGAGUGACAGCUUUACGGCUGGUUUUCCAUCAGUUGCGAGUGUGCAAAUGACAACUACACACUGCAUACACACUUCCAGAAUCCUGAUUUUUAAAAUUGUUUAGUGGGGUUUAGUGAGUGCUUGUGCGUACAUUAUCUCUAUGCGCUGUCUAGCCCCAGAACAAUAUAUAUGUGUGUGUGUGUGUGUGUGUAUGGCAACCAGCACCUCCUCUUUAGGCACCCUGUAGGACGCUACACAUCACCAGCACACAAUUCCCCCCUCUCUUAGUGACGCACCUCUUGCUCUUGCGCUCUCUGUGUUGAUGAAUGGAGUUUCAGCAGGGAGUAAGGUCUUAGAAUCAUACCAUCAAACCAUCCCCUAAAUGUGACUUCCUUUAAGAUUUGAACUCGUAGGGGGAAACCUGUGUCCCCUCCCUGGAUCGCCCCAGUCUCCUACUUAUUUCUUGCCCUGAGCUUGUGCAGCUAGUUGCAUUUUUCACACGUUUUCUCUCCAAGGACUACUAAAUCCCUACAUGCUGCCCUCAAGCUAGUCCCUCCCCUCUUCUUUCCAUCACCCUCCCCCUCACUACUGAGUGCACUUUGAAUCAGGGACUAGUUGAGACACAGACAAAAUGUGCACUGGGUGUGUGAUUUUUGGGGGAAGAGCUGUUGUAUCCUUCAUUGGAGACCUCACAGUGAAGUUUGGUUAAUUGUUAUUGAUUUAUUAUUUUGAGUGAGGAGAUAUUUUGCACUUAAGCAUUUCUUUGACUGAGAAAAAAGAGGUUUCUUUUGCUUCCAGCGGCCCUUCCUCCCCCUCCUCGAUUCUCCAUCUUUGACAGGAGAUCUUGGCUGGUGUUCAGCAUGUACAUAGGAUAAUGCCUGAGGUGGGGCUCUGUUUGGGGAACACCAACCCAAUGCUAACACUGCCGAUGUGCUAAUUGAAAUUGGAGUAAUAACCAUGUGGUUCCUGAAAAUGCCUCUGUGAUGCUAACGGUCUCAAAUCAAUUGUUGAAAGACGUCUUUCAAACAAACAUUUGAACUCCACAACUCAAAGAGGAGGAAUGGAGGGGGGAGGUCAAUAUGCUUGCCAGUCAUUUGUUGUGUGAGAGCGAUAAAAUCCAGCUUUUCUCAUUUUCUAUGAGAACUCUAGUUAGUUGAAUUUAUAUGUACAUAUAUAAAUAUAUAUUAAAACUGUAAAAACAACUUUAGCAAAUGCUGUUUGAAUUCAAAAAGAAAAAAUAAGAUGUCAAAACAUUUUAUUGGUAUUGAUGCAGAGGUUUAUAUUCUAUGAGGACAAAGUACUUGAGGAAAAAAGUUGACUUGAGGCACCAUUUUUCGUCAGUUUUUCCUUUUUAUGAAUGCCUGUUAUGAGCAGAAUAGCUGUAGAGUAUUAAAGUUAUUCGCUUUCUGUUUCAAGAAAAGAAAAGUUUCCUUUCUAGAUCUUCAUUCAUCAUUUGAGACGGUUAUAUCCAGAUUUUCCCACUGGCUAUUUUUGGCAUCUUGUACACAAGGCAUUGAACUAUUUUUUUUUUGUCCACCACGGCCUAAAUAUUGCAUUCUACCAGUUAAGUAAUAAAAAAAACAUGUACGAUUCGUGCAAUAAACAAAAAGACAGUGCUCUUGA